CGUCUCGCCCCGAAAGCCGAAACAUGUCGCGCUUUGAGAGCGACACGGAGAGCGAGUCCGCGGAGGGCGAGUCCGUGCAGGUCUCGGCAAUGCUGCGCGACUUUGUUAGCAGCUUGGAUGAAGACACCUGUCGGGCACUGCAGAAGGCCGUCCAUGACCGGCUGGCUGGGGGCACACAGAAUGCUUCGGCAACGGAAUGGCUCGGCCCAGAGUUUAAGUCUUCUCGCCUGGAAGAGAUCUUUCAGACUCUUGAGGAGGUGGAGCCCGUGGUGAAGGCAUCGAACAUGGCACAUGCCAUGCGGCUAGCUGGCUUGGACCCGACGGCUUCGGAGGUUUGCAAGGUCUUGGAGAACAUCGGGAAGCUCGAGAUCUUGAACCUCGACAGUUUCACUCAGGUCAUGCAGGAGGUCAUCGAAGAACGGUACAAGAAGAAUGAGGCUCGAAAGCUCUUGCGCAGCUGUCGGAGUGUCGAUCCGGAAAAAAGCGGCCUCCUUCCGCAGGAGACCCUCGUGCAGCUUAUGCAUGCCCAAGGCAUCACUUUUUCAGAUGAGCUUCAGGAUAUUCUCAAUGAUGUUCCUUCCAACAGUCAAGGCUUCAACUAUGAGGUUCUCAUCAGCCUGCUUUUCACCAAGGUCGACGAUGACAUGUUUGAGAGCAAGCAGAAUGAGCAGAAUGUCGAAGCCGAGAAGUUAAAGGAGGUGCGGCCAAGCCUGAAUUUCGUGCUGAAGGAAGGUGCGGUGGUCCAUCCUGAGGAAGGCAAAGUCUUGGUACGGGCCAUGGCCACUGGUGUACUGGAGUGGUACAACCCAGACACCAAGACUUUACUGGGCUCGAUGCCAGUCCACUCGUCAGAUUGGGGAGAGUUCAUCGACUCAGGAGAAAAGGAGUGGCUGGAUUUCCUGGAUCGAUGGCCGAACCUGAUGGGUGACCAACUGCAAGCGCUGGAUGCGUUGAGGUCCUCAGCCACAGGCCUGCAAAAGUUGAGUAACCCGGCUCGAGACAGCGCCCUCUAUGAAUUGGUGAAGCUUUCCCUGUGUCCUCAAGAAGACUCGCCCUACCAGGUCAUAGCCAAAGCAACACAAGCCUUUUUGUUAUGUGGCCAUUGCGACAUGUUGCCGGAGGCGGCUCCGGUGGUUCCAGACUAUGACCUUACAGAUCCGAUGGAUUUGGCGAACUUCUUCUCGUUUGCAAACAUCCGGCUGCUGCGUGGCGCUUUCAUCAAGCACUUGGCGAAAGAGAAGCUGGGGUUGCCCAGGCGACAGGAGGCAGAGCAAGCAAGUUGCGGAUCCCAGACGGCUUUGGUGACUCACGAGGAGGUCAAAGGAUGGGCGGCAGAUCUCAAAGCAGGAUUGGCUCUUCUACGACUACUGCUGCCUAUACCAGUUCCUCAGAACCAACAGCGAAGAGGAGUCCAGUUUCUGCUCAGCACUGCAAAACAUGCACGUGAUCUACUCUCACGAGAGAACUAUGACCCUUUGCAUCGAUCUCACUCCUCACGACCCAAGCUCGCACCCUUCUUCACCAGACUUUCGCUGCAGCAUCUACCAUUUUCCCUCCAACGCUUGCGUCGAAGUGGCCCCAAGCAGCUUGUUGCCCAACGACACGCCCUACGACUCCCGCGGCUGGUGCGUGGCUGAACUGCAGGCCUCGCAGAGUCGACAUGGUGUGCCCGGCCGACCCCCGACGCAGCGCCUCGUCGGCCGGUAUCCGGACGUCUACGUGGAAGACAUGGAGGCCCAAGUGCCGAUGCCCCCAGAGGUGUUUCGAGCCCGGGCGGAGCAAGGGCAACUGCGGUUCAGCGAUCCGGGAGAUUUGGAGGUAGCACUAAGGCUUCAAAGCGAGGCCUUUCGCAAGACCAGCGGCAGAUUCGAGUCAUUGAGUCUAAGCGAGUUGGAAGCUGAUGAGAUUGAUGUGCUGGUCAAGGCCUUGCCAUUUUUAUCGAACCUGCAGAAGUUGGAGAUCAAGAAGAGCAAACCUCUGGCUGGCAAGAUGGAAGACUUGGCCAAGGUGCUCCAUGGCAAGAGGACGCUCACAAGUUUGAGCCUCCCUGAGAAUGAGCUUGGUGUAGCUGAAGUUCUUUUGGUGAUACAGGUGCUCGGGGACCUUGGUUCGCUGACCAACUUGAGCCUAGCGCAGAACAACCUCGACAAUCAUGCUUGGGUUUCGGCACUGUGUCAGGUCCUCGAAAUGACUGGAACGACUGGCCGGAGGCUCACAUGGAUUAAUUUGCAGAAGACCCAGAUGGGGGAGAAGGGUGCUGUGGCACUCGCCCAGGCUCUACAUGCUGCUGAAGCGAAGACGGCAAAGACGCAGGUGGACCUCGAAGGCAAUGAUUUGGGUGCAGGUGCAUUGCAUCUGGCCAUGGCGGUCAAGGCCCACGAGGGCAUUGCUGUAGAGCAUCGCAUGGUGAAGUUUCUUUGCUUGGGGCUCAAGGCUGAAGGCGUGCUGCUGAGCCCAUUGAUAGGGCGGCGGGACAUUAGUCACUUGGAAUUUGACUUCGACGAGUCCGCCAUACCUGACCUCGGUGAUGACGGUGAUGACCGUCUAGAAGCUCUUUUUUCCGAGCACCUGCUGGAAUUGACCACGUUCACAUUGAGACUGACAUGCAAGACUCUUGGCAGCGGUGCUGAGACCCUUGCAAAGGGUCUGGCAAGUCUGGUCAAGCUCAGAAACUUGCAAGUUCAUUUAGGCAGCUGCAGCGUUGGUGAUGACGGUGCUGUAGCUCUGGCAAAAUCCUUGGGUGAGCUGACUCAGCUCACCAGUCUGGAGUUCAGUUUGGAACACAACUGUGUUGGGGAUAAAGGUGCAGUGACUCUUGCGACGUCAUUGGAAAGCCUUUUGGAGCUCACCAGUUUGCAACUGAAUCUGGCAGCAAACAGUGUGGGUGACGAAGGUGCCAAAGCUCUUGCAAGAUCCUUCCGCAAUCUUAAAAAACUUACCGAAUUGCAAGUCAGUUUGAAAAGCAACAGUGUUGGUGACGAGGGUUCUGCAGCUCUGGGAGAUGCCUUGGGCAAUCUCACGCAGGUCACCAAUUUGCAAGUAAAUCUGGAACGUAACAAAGUUUUUGAUGAGGGCGCUAUGGAACUUGCGAAGUGCUUCAGCAAUCUAGUGCACCUUAUCAAGUUGCAAGUGAUUUUGGGACACAACAGACUUUGUGCUGCGGGUGCCAAAGCUCUUUCAGCAUCCUUCAGCAAUCUUGUGCAGCUGACCUGUUUGCAAGUCUCUUUCAAAAGCAACAGUGUUGGUACUGAAGGUGACACAAUAGCUCUUGCAAAAUCCUUCGCAAGGCUUUCACAGCUGACAAACUUGCGGGUGGACUGGGCAGAGAACAGUCUUGGUGAUAGAGGCACAGGAGCUCUUGCUGAGUCUUUAGGUAGCCUUGGGCAGCUCACUAGCUUGGAAGUCAAUUUUGCACACAACAAUGUUUCUGAUGAAGGGGCCCAAACUCUUGCUGAAUGUCUUGGCAAUCUUGCGCGGCUGACGAAUUUGCAAGUGAUUCUGGAAGACAACGUUGUUGGAGGUGAAGGCGCUGUAGCUCUGGCAGGAUCCUUGGGCAAGCUGACUCAGCUCGCCAAGUUGAAGUUCAGUUUGGAACACAACUGUGUUGGUGAUAAAGGUGCAGUGGCUCUUGCGACGUCAUUCGAAAGCCUUCUGGAGCUCACCAGUUUGCAACUGAAUCUGGCAGCAAACAGUGUGGGUGACGAAGGUGCCAAAGCUCUUGCAAGAUCCUUCCGCAAUCUUAAAACACUUACCGAAUUGCAAGUCAGUUUGAAAAGCAACAGUGUUGGUGACGAGGGUUCUGCAGCUCUGGGAGAUGCCUUGGGCAACCUCACUCAGGUCACCAAUUUGCAAGUGAAUCUGGAACACAACGGUGUUCUUGAUGCUACAGAACUUGCAAGGUGCUUUGGCAAGCUUGUGCAGCUGACACAUUUGCAAGUGAAUUUGGGAGACAACAGACUUGGUGCUGACAGUGCCAAAGCUCUUGCAGCAUCCUUAAGCAAGCUUGAACAGCUGACUUGCUUGCAUGUUGAUCUGCUCGGCAACAGUGUUGGAGACCAAGGUGGCAUAGCUCUUGCAGAAUCCCUGCACACACUUGUUAAGCUGACGAGUUUGCAACUUGAUUUGCAGGGCAACCUCAUUGGACAUAAGGUGGCCGAAGGUGGUUUGCAGGGCAGCAUCGUUGGCCACGAGGUGGCCGAAAUUCUGGCCACAUCUUUGGAAAGACUUGUGCAGCUCAACGAUUUGGAAUUGAAUUUAGCGGGCAAUAUGCUUGGAGCUGAGGGUGCCGUAGAUGUUGCAAGAUCCUUGGGCGUUCUGAAAGGGCUGACGAGUCUGAAAGUGAAUUUGGGAGACAACGGAGUUGGUACUGGAGGUGAUGUAGAUGUAGCUGCAGCUUUGGCAGAGUCUUUGAACAACCUGAUGCAGCUUGCCACAUUGCAAGUGAGUUUGGAACGCAGCAGUGUUGAUGAUGCUGCUGAGGCUCUUGCCACAUCCAUUGGCAAUCUCAAGCAAGUCACCAAUCUGCAAGUCCGUUUCAAAAGCAACAGUAUUGACUCUACAGAUGCAAGGUAUCUUGCAGAAGCCUUUGAAAGCCUUGCACAGCUGACAGAAUUGUGGGUGGACUGGGCAGACAACAGCAUUGGUGAUGAAGGCGCAAAAGGACUCGCAACAUCUUUGGGCAGUCUCAAGCAGCUGACUAGAUUACAGGUCAAUUUGACUCGCAACAAUGUUGGUGACACAGGCAUCAAUCCUCUUGCUGAAUCUCUUGGCAAUCUUGUGCAGCUGACGAAUUUGCAGCUGAUUUUGGAAGAUAACGUUGUUGGUGGCAAUGGGGUUGUAGCUCUGGCAGAAUCCUUGGGCAAACUUGUCCGGGUCUCCAGUUUGCAAGUGAAUCUGGAACGCAACAGUGUUGGUCAAGCUGGUGCUGUAGCCCUUGCGAACGGCUUCAGCACUCUUGUGCGGCUCGCGAAUUUAGAACUGAAUCUGCAGGCUAGUGGUGUUAACGAUGGAGCUGUUGAUGUGUUGGGAGAGGCUUUGGAGAAGCUCACCAAGCUCACCAACCUGGAAGUUGAUUUGCGGAGCAACCCACACGUAGAUCUUGAAUGUGUGAAGACCUUCAGGGCCAGGCUUUCCCUUGUGCCGAUGCUCUUGACUUAUCACGAUGAUGACGACGAUGAUGUUAAGAAUCUUAGCUCGCUGGACAAUGCAAUUUGACUUGGUC
Molecule: messenger RNA, 5221 nt
Organism: Durusdinium trenchii
Lineage: Eukaryota; Dinophyceae; Suessiales; Symbiodiniaceae
Source: the annotation of a GenBank genome assembly